UUGGAGAUAGAGGAAUGCAAAUCUGCAAUCAUGAUGGAAGGAUUGAAAAAGCGUACCAGGAAGGCCUUCGGGAUACGGAAGAAAGAAAAGGGAGACAAGGACAAUGACUCAACGGGCUCCCCUGACAGAGAAGGGGGUAAGAAAGCCAAUGGUGCGGCUGUCAAUGGAUUCUCUGGAGAGAUCGACUGGGACAGAUAUAACACCCCUACGGUGGACGAUGAAGGUUACAGUCUCAGGCCAGACGAGGAGGAGGGGCCAGGAUCAGCACCCAAGGAACACUUCUUCUCCUCCAGCGAGUCGGAGGGAGAGGAGGACCACCGGAAAAAGUUUAAGAUCAAGAUUAAACCUUUACCAGCGGAAAGUGCCAGCUGUUUGGCCCCCUCAGUAGAUGAACUCAAAGCCUCCAUAGGCAACAUAGCUCUGUCUCCUUCUCCUCUGGGGUUGAUGACAAAGGACUCUGGUGAAGAGAUACAGGUAGCUCGGCCAAGACGUCCUGCACCCAUUGAGGUCCCCACAUUGGCAGCCCCGGCGCUACAAGUCCCCAGAAGUAAGAGAGCCCCAGCAGUACCAGUACCAGAGAAGAAAGCAGUACCAGAGAAGAAAGCCGCACCAGUACCAGAGGACACUGCAGCCUUAUUUGGGCCUCCGCUGGAGACAGCCUUCGGAGAGCAGAAAACUGAAGCGGGUAUAUCUGAGCCAGUGAUGUGUGGCGUGUGGGGUGCUCCUCUACCUGAGUCUGAGUCUGAGUCACUGAGCCCAGACUUCUCUUUCACAAGACCCUUCCCUACAGGCACUCCGCCCCCGCUUCCGCCCAAGAAUGUUCCGACCUCCCCCCCUCUGACUGGCUCCCCCUCUGCAGAUGCUGCCGGUUUGUCAAUAAAGGCAGAAGGCUCAGGGAGGAAGACCUCCGUCCCAAACCUGGACACAAUUUUCGGCCCAGCGGAACCCCCUGCCUUUGGCGAGGAGUCUGCCGACAAGUGGAUCUGCUUCAGCGAGGAGGAAUCCGCAGCCUCUGAAAAACCGCCCCCUCCAACGUCCCCACCCCCUCCAGAAGAUCCCCCCGCCCCUCCUGUACCCACCUCCCCUCUCCCUCUGGAUGACCCUGUCCCUGCCCCCUCUCUCUCCCCUCUCCCCACCUCCCCUCCCCCACAGGAAGAACCUGUCUCUCCAUUACCCACCUCCCCCCCCCCUACAGAGGAACCAGUGCCCCCCCUACCCACAGUCCCACCCACACCUAAAGACCCUACACCCCCACCCUCACCACUUCCACCAAAGGACCCUACACCACCCCCCACUCCCACACCCACUGCUGUCCCCACUCUCGACUUAACCUCCAGCAUCGCCCCUGUUCCCCCUGUCACCUCACCCCCCAGUGUUGCCCCUGUUCCCUCUGCAGUCCCCUCUUCUCCCAAAGCAAGCACACCUGUCUCCCCCACCAGCCCCCCUGCCCCUGUGGAGGCACCCUCACGCACCAUCCCCCCGCCCCUCGUCGCAGAGGAACGGAGGAGUCCUGAAGCAGCAGCUCUGCCUGUCCCACCUGCCCCUCCGAAAGAGGACCUCAGUGAAACCACCACCACCGUGUCACCCAAAGAUGUUGGCCAGGUUUCCCGUGUUGCGCCUCCCCCUCCUCCACCCCCUACAUACAGGGCAGUGGUGUCCUCGCCAGGACCAACGACAGGGGGUACGGGUAGUGGAGCGUCCUCUCCGGCUCGACCUGCUACACCGUCAGCGCCAUCAGCUGUUGUCAGCAGCCCCACCCCGCCCCCACCUCCGCCACGCCCUUCCUCACGACCCAAACUGCCUCCUGGGAAACCUAGCAUGGGGGACGUGAGCCGGCCUUUUAGUCCCCCGGUCAGUCACUCGUCCAGCCCCCCUCCAAUCGCCCCCCUGGCUCGGGCCGAGAGCACUUCCUCUAUCUCCUCCAACAACUCCUUGAGUGCAGCCACCACCCCCACCGUCGGUAAAGAUCUCACUGUCUCUGUGUCAGAGAAUGACCAGCCUUCCCUGGUUUGGUUUGACAGAGGAAAGUUUUAUUUAACCUUUGAAGGCUGCUCCAGGGGACCCAGCCCUCUCACCAUGGGGGCACAGGACACCCUUCCGGUGGCGGCAGCUUUUACUGAAACAGUCAAUGCCUUCUUCAAAGGAGCCGACCCCAACAAGUGUGUUGUGAAGAUCACAGGUGAGAUGGUGCUGUCGUUUCCAGCGGGGAUCACUCGGCACUUUGCCAAUAACCCGUCCCCUGCCGUGCUAACCUUCAGCAUAACCAACUACAGCCGGCUGGAGCAUGUGCUGCCUAACCCCCAGCUACUCUGUUGUGACACCGCCACAACACCCAACCCUGACUGCAAGAACUUCUGGGUGAACAUGCCAAACCUGAUGACCCAUCUAAAGAAGGUGGCUGAGCAGAAACCCCAGGCCACAUACUACAAUGUGGACAUGCUCAAGUACCAGGUAUCAGCGCAGGGCCUCAUUUCGACACCCCUGAACCUGGCGGCCAGUUGGCGGUGUGUGCCCACCAGCACGGACCUCCGAAUAGACUACAAAUACAACGGCAGCGCCAUGACAACACCCGUGGCUCUCAACAACGUCCAGUUCCUGAUCCACGUGGACGGAGGGGUCACCAAGCUACAGGCUGUGCUUCCCCCCGCCGCAUGGAACGCAGAGCAGAAGAGAAUCCUGUGGAAGAUUCCUGAUAUUUCCCAGAAAUCUGAAAAUGGAGGCGUUGGCUCAUUGUUGGCACGGUUCCAGCUGUCGGAGGGUCCCAGUAAGCCCUCUUCCCUGGCGGUCCAGUUCACCAGUGAGGGCAGCACUCUGUCAGGCUGUGAUAUAGAGCUGGCAGGGCCCGGGUACCGCUUCUCACUCGUCAAGAAGAGGUUCGCAGCAGGAAAAUACUUGGCAGACAACUGAUACUCCACUCUACUACUGCACAACACUACUGAACAAAUACACUGAACGUCAUCAUCUCAAUGGACUUCUACUGAGUAAUGGAAACCUACCACACCACCACCUCCCUACAGACAGACAAACACUCCUUUCUAAACCCGCGAGAUAGACAGGCCCAGGCCACACAGCCUACUGUACCCAGCAGUAUUGUAUAACUUGCAUUUAGCGUUGUGGACAGUUUUAAAGGUGUAAUUAUUGUAUUUGUAAAAAUGUAUUCAUUUCAGAACAUCUGUAUUGCUGCAGUUAUAGACACCCAUCCCAGGUUUACCCUCUCUAAAGCUACAUGCCUCUGUCUCCCUCCCCUCUCCAAGAUGUGGUGUUGUUUAACCCUUAACGCAGCUGCCUAGCUAAUCAACCGCAACGCAACCAGAAACCCACGGUUUCAAUGGUGAACGAAACACUAUUUAUUUUUGACGCAUUAACAAAGAUGUUAUGCUAAGAGAGGAUGAGGAUGCAUGAAAAAGAAGACUGCUUGGUUGUGUCAUUGCGUGAACUAUAGAUGAAUAGGCGCACCAUGAUGUGAGAGGUUUCGCUCUCGCCAAAAUCUUUUCGAAAUAAGCCCAGUGUGUUUCUAUGGGCUUUUUUUGGACUUAAGCUUUGUCGCCUGCCUUUGGGACAACGACUCCCAAUGUUAGGGCGGAGACCUGAGCAUCUCGUCAUAAUAUACAGAUCUCUGGCUUAACAGAGGGGCUAGUUCUUCCUCAUGCUGCCUCUCGCAUGCCUGUGAUUGGACACAGUUAGAGCUACCAUAGAAUUCUGGGUAAUGGAGUUUUUAUACGGUUGGCUUUAAAAGUUGAUUUGUUAGCAUGCCCUCUACACAGGCACAACAGGGUCAAAGGACAUUGUUUAUUUUGAUGAUGUAAUUCACCACCACACUCCUCCUCUCCCUUCUUUGAAUGCACUGAUUUAAUACCCGGUUGAAACAUUUACUCUCAUAAUUCUCAUAAGUCCUGAGUAGUUGGGCAGCUGCAACAAUAAGUCAAUUCCUGGUUGCAAUAUAAAACAAAUAUAAGACGUUUCCCUUUAGAAAAACCUGUACAAAGUGUCAUUUUGAAUUGAUAAUAUAUAUAUCUUAAAGGGCGUUUUGGUGUUUUCCGUGUAUUGUCAAAUAGCCUUUGUUGUUCCUGAGACAGCAGUGGCAGACUUACUUCAGAGUACAUUACAGCAUUCUAUUUUUAUUUAUUGAUGAUAAUGAUUUAUUGUAUAAAGUAUGUGAUUCUGUAUAUGAAUAUAAUUUGAUGGUAUCACAAUUUAGAAUCCUUAAAGGUAUACAUAUUUGAAUGAUCUUUUUUGUUAUCUGUGUAGUUGGGUAACCUGUGUACAGUAUAAUGUAUAAGGUAUAAUUUUGGAAUUUAUUUGAGAUAUAAUUUUUUUAACUCAAGUGCAACAGACAAUUUGAGCUAUAUAUGGGCAUUGGGUGGGAGGGGGUAUAAAUGACAAGAAAAAAACAAGAUGAAUAACUACCUGGAUGCGUACGUCAUGCUUUAGGAAAGUUAUAACCAUGGAUCGUCAGUCAGCUUUUGACCAUUUUAGGCCCUAUUUCCAUUCACCGCGAUGUGUUCCUACCUACCUGAAACCCCCUGAAUGGAUAUUAUUCUGCAUCAAACAGCAUGAACACUCCCCUUCAGAUCAAACCAACCAGCGCUUGAAUCCAUGGCUUUAUUUUGCAUAAUGGUAACGGUCUCUGUGAGAUGACAUGGUGACGAGGUUUUUGGAGGGAGGUUAGAUGACCAAAACGCUUUUUGUAUUUAUGCGUGUACUCCAGACAGUCCUCUAUAAGAGUGAGAAAUAAGCUGAAUAUUAUUAAAACUGACAAAAAAAAAUCUUGUUUCGUUUGAAGAGCACUGCUGAUAAUGUUAUAAACUCCCUGAAUGCUCUGAUAUUCAACAUAGAGAACAAAAAUGUGUGUGACGACAUUUAACUUAAGACGUCUCCUCGUGUAGGCAUCGCAAGUAUGUCAAAAAAAUUAUAUCUGUGCUUCAUGAAGCUACAUGGCACCAUUGAUAUGCCUGUCAUAGAAGUGCCAUAGAAGUGUCUUAGAGGGUGUUGCGCUGUGAUUACAUGUUGUCUGAACAUAAAGUAGGCAUUUCUAUGUAAGGCAUUAAUGAAUGGUGUGGUGCGGGCUCUCUGUAUAGCAGUUUAGGAACAAGGGUUCAAGCGAAGUUUUCCGGCAUGGAUAAUAUAAUGUACGUCUACAUACAGUUGCGGUAUAGUCCUGAAGUGAAGUGCUCCACCAACCAACGCUAUGACCUGUUUUGUUAAAUGUGAGAACUGAAGACCAGAGCAGGGAGUGUCUCUGUGUGGCUUGCUAAGCCAGACUGCUUUGGGUUCUGUACUCUUUAUCAAUCACCUGUGCAAGCUGUGUUUGUCCAGACGAUGUGAAGAGGAACUGAUGGGGAAACUUAGUUUGCUUCUUUCCAAAAACCAAUAAAAGUUAUGAGCUGGACACACGUGUACGGAGCUCUCUUUUCUCUUUGCAACUCACAACGGAGGUGUUUUUCACCUCUCGAAUGCAGUUUAUUCGAUGUGUCCUCCACCCAUUUUGAGUUCUGAUGUACGGCACAGCACUUCGAGGUUGGCUGUAAUUACGUCGUCUUUUAAGCCUUCCUGCGAAUAAGCAGCGGUUUAUGAUUGUGCGCUAUGAGGGAUGUCAAACGGAGAUGUUGCUGUCAUAUGAUUAGCCUUGUAGUUUAAUUCAAUGUCCUGUAUAUAUUUCUGUUUGCUUCGUUUAUAUUUCUAUGGAUAUAUUUGUUAUUUCAUCUAUUUGUGUUAUCCAAUGCACAGGAUACUGAAUAUGCAAUUGUUUAAUGUAAUGUACCGUACUAAUGAAAUGUUAUUAACGUAUGCAGGAUGACCUACUCUGCUAUCAAGAUUUUCAA
Messenger RNA from Salvelinus namaycush (lake trout), 5822 nucleotides. Its product is annotated as SH3-containing GRB2-like protein 3-interacting protein 1. The record is from RefSeq and is a predicted model, not a curated record. NCBI's taxonomy places the organism in Eukaryota, Metazoa, Chordata, Actinopteri, Salmoniformes, Salmonidae. The transcript has 22 exons. Gene Ontology annotation, biological process: clathrin coat assembly; clathrin-dependent endocytosis; synaptic vesicle endocytosis. Gene Ontology annotation, cellular component: cytoplasm; clathrin-coated vesicle; plasma membrane. Bases 31 to 2907 code for a protein of 958 amino acids.